Molecule: messenger RNA, 1786 nt
Organism: Sebastes umbrosus (honeycomb rockfish)
Lineage: Eukaryota; Metazoa; Chordata; Actinopteri; Perciformes; Sebastidae
Gene: ciapin1
Product: cytokine induced apoptosis inhibitor 1
Exons: 9
Coding region: 240-1187 (315 amino acids)
Biological process (GO): iron-sulfur cluster assembly
Cellular component (GO): cytoplasm
Molecular function (GO): iron-sulfur cluster binding
Source: RefSeq, a predicted model, not a curated record
CGAGGUAACAUUAGGUGAGUAGGACGGUCGGUUGAAAUGUCCUUUUAUUUCAGUAAUUUAACCUCUAAAAUUCUGUUAAGAACAAUCAUACAGAACUAUUAGUAUAUUGUGUUGGUGGGUAUUCAUGUGCUGGACUCUCUCAGUGUUAACAACAUAACCCAGGGACAGACCUGACAGAGAAGCAGGUUUUGUAAGUAUAACAACUUCAAUAAAUCAGCACUUCUCAUCAGGAGGUCAUCAUGUCAGAGCUUGGCAUCCAAGCAGGAGCGACGGUGAUGAUGAUUUGGACUCAGCCCUCAGCACCAGCAGCCCUCAAACAGUAUGCAGAGAAACUGGGGGACAUCGUCGGUGCGAGCGGCAAAGUGUCAGUGGAGAACAUGGAGAGAAUAUUGCUGUCCUCCCAUUCGGCAUCCUCCUUUGACUGGGUGCUCUCUUGCCUUCUGACUGACAGCUCCUCUGUCCACAGUUCAGAGACUCUAGCAGAAAUUGCCAAAGUGCUCAAACCUGGUGGGAAGCUGGUUCUGGAUGAAGCAGUUACAGCAACUGAGGCUCAGAUUGUGAGGACUCCUGAGAAGCUCAUGUCCGCUCUGAAGUUGUCAGGCUUCAUGUCAGUGACAGAGGUCAAUAAAGCACAACUGACUGCUGAGGCGUUGAGCUCCCUCAGGGAAGCCACUGGUUUCCAAGGAAACACUCUGUCUAGAGUCCGCAUCUCUGCCGCCAAACCCAGUUUUGAAGUGGGAUCAUCCAGCCAGAUUAAACUGUCAUUCGGGAAAAAGCCAGCAGAGAAACCUGCUCUGGAUCCCAACACUGUCAAAAUGUGGACACUGUCAGCAAAUGACAUAGAUGAUGAUGAUGUGGAUCUGGUGGACUCUGAUGCUUUGCUGGAUGAAGAGGACUUAAAGAAACCAGACCCAGCUUCUCUUAAGGCCCCCGACUGUGGACCAGGAUCCGCCAAGAAGAAAGCCUGCAAGAACUGCUCAUGUGGUUUUGCUGAGGAGUUGGAGGAGGACGCUAAAGGAAAGGAGGGAACUAAAGGAAAACCGAAGACUAUCGUAGCGAAAUCUGCCUGUGGAAGUUGUUACCUUGGUGAUGCGUUCCGAUGUGCCAGCUGUCCUUACAUCGGGAAGCCAGCGUUCAAACCAGGAGAGAAGAUUGUGCUGGACAACAAGACGCUGACAGAUGCUUGAAACACUACAUUUCACACAUCCUACCGCUCAUGCUUCAAAAUAUUACAUUCCUUUAUUUUUCCAUCCACCCCGGAGACACGAUUCCCCCUCUGCAAAAGCAGAGUUGAAAGCUGCUUUUUCAGUCGACGUCAUUGCGGAUGUGAUGGGGAUUUCUGCCCGCUCGUCUGCUCAGUGAGAUGGCUUCUGUUCGACGCAUUGAGUGUUUGAGAUUACACACAUCAUCUGGUUUCGUCGGUACAUGUGAUGCCUUCAUGUACCGACAAUGGCAAGCCAUGCUCAAGGCGAGUAUGGCAAUACAGCUUUGACGAUGAGCAAGAGUGAGAUUUGAAUUAAAUGAAAAAGUGCAGUUUGACUCCUGCUGUUAUUAAAUAUAAUAAAAUUUUAAUGAAAGCUACCAAGUUGGUUUAUAAUACAGAAAAGCACUGAAAUGCAUUUGUUUUCGUUCUUUUCACUUGAAGUUGUAUUUACAUCCGACCGCUGACACACACAUGUCCAAUACAAGCUUAUUUAUGUAUGUAAAGGAAGGCAGUUUGGCAAUAAGACAUUUUGCUUUUCUGGGUUUCAUUUUAAUACAAUAAACUUAAAGCCAGACUUCUGUU